This is a messenger RNA of Trichechus manatus latirostris (Florida manatee), 1946 nucleotides long. It is a transcript of the gene SERPINB10, whose product is annotated as serpin family B member 10. The record is from RefSeq and is a predicted model, not a curated record. Lineage: Eukaryota; Metazoa; Chordata; Mammalia; Sirenia; Trichechidae. Bases 1 to 1194 code for a protein of 397 amino acids. The transcript has 7 exons. Gene Ontology annotation, molecular function: serine-type endopeptidase inhibitor activity.
AUGGCCUCUCUAGCAACAUCAAUCAACCGGUUUGCCCUGGAGUUUAGCAAAAAGCUAGCUGAAUCUGCAGAGGGUAAAAAUAUUUUCUUUUCUCCCUGGGGCAUCUCAUCUUCCUUGACCAUGGUGUACCUGGGCACCAAAGGUACCACUGCAGCCCAAAUGGCCCAGGUGCUUCAAUUAAACCAAGACCAGGACAUCAAAUCUUGUCCUGAAAGUGAAAAGAAAAGGAAAAUGGAAUUCAACUUGGGCAAAAUUGAAGAAAUAUGCUCUGAUUUCCAGACACUUAUCUCAGAAAUCAACAAGCCCAGCAAUGCUUACAUCCUCAAGACAGCCAAUGGGUUAUAUGGGGAGGAAAGUCAUCCAUUUCACAAGAAAUAUCUAGAAGACAUAAAAAAAUACUUUGGUGCAGAGCCACAGUCUGUUAAGUUCAUGAAAACUCCUGACCAAAGCAGAAAGAAGAUCAACUCUUGGAUUGAAAAGCAAACUGAAGGUAAAAUCCUGAAUCUUCUACCUGAGGACUCUGUGACAUCUACAACCAAGAUGGUUCUGGUGAAUGCCCUUUACUUUAAAGGGACGUGGGAGCAUCCAUUCUCAUCUGAAAACACCACAGAAAAGCCUUUCAGAAUAAACACGACCACAAGUAAACCAGUGCAGAUGAUGUCGAUGAAACAAAAACUUCCAGUAUUUCACAUAGAACAGCCGCAAGCCAAGGGCCUUCAACUUGACUAUGAGAGCCAUGACAUUAGCCUUCUUAUACUGCUGCCAGAAGACAUCAGUGGACUGGAGCAGCUAGAAAAGGCCAUCACCUAUGAGAAGUUAAAUGAGUGGACCAGUGAAGACAUGAUGGAGCUCUAUGAAGUGCAGCUGUAUCUUCCGAAAUUCAAGCUGGAAGAGAGUUACGACCUCAAGUCAACCCUGAGCCGUAUGGGCAUAAGUGAUGCCUUUAACCCUAGCAAAGCUGAUUUCUCAGGGAUGUCUGCAGAGAGAUACCUAUAUCUAUCCAAUGUUUUCCACAAGUCUUUUGUGGAAAUAAAUGAGAAAGGCACAGAGGCUGCAGGUGGCUCUGGGAGUGAGGUGAGUGUCCGCAUUCUGCUCCCCUCCAUGGAAUUCAACACAGACCACCCGUUCCUCUUCUUCAUCAGGCACAACAAAACCAAGAGCAUCCUCUUUUAUGGAAGAUUCUGCUCCCCCUAAGCCCUGCAUCUCUCUCAGUGAACAAGACCAUCUUACAGUAUGAAAAUGCCCCAUAAGAUGGAAAAUCACAAUUAUAAUAAACAUUUCAUCAUCUGGGCCUUUUUUGGGCUCAAAUAUUAGUAAGUAAAUCUUGCAAUAAUAUAUUCUAGAGAUUCUGCUAUAUCUAUACAGUUAGAGAGAACAACAGUUUUUAUUUUUACCACUUAAACAACAUUUUGUCUUAAUGUGACUUUCAUUUACACUUAUUUUACAUUUCACAAAUACUAUGUUAAAUCAAUUAAAUGUCUUAUAAUUUUUGAGCUACCUGGUGACUGUAUUAUCAUUGUUGCUUAUCAUAUUUCAUAGAUACUAUUAAGUGAAGAAAAUCUUUACUGAGGCCUGAUUUCUCCAGAAUAUGAAAAUAACAUAUAGUUAAAGUCAAUGUGAUAUUAAUAAAAGUUUCUCAAGAAUGUCAUUUAAUUGUUCAUGAAUCACCACUGUAAAGUCAUAUUGCCCUUUGCUGCUGACUAUUUUAACAAUCAUUAUGAAAACAUUACUGGAGAAACCAGUGAACCCAAGAGAAGCCUGGAGUUCAGUUAGGAACAAUGUAGCCAUGUUGCCCUCUGAGUUUUCACAAUUGUGUCAUGCUAACGUGAGAUGUGAGAUGGGUAGACUCCACAAGAGAUAUCUUGGAAAACCCUCCUGUAGUAUCUUUGCAACUUUCCUCUGAUUCUAAGAUUAUGGCAAAAUAAAAAUUUUAUUAAAGGUAAUAA